Messenger RNA from Alligator sinensis (Chinese alligator), 1590 nucleotides. RefSeq names its product sorting nexin 7 (gene SNX7). Bases 145 to 1266 code for a protein of 373 amino acids. Gene Ontology annotation, molecular function: phosphatidylinositol binding. Lineage: Eukaryota; Metazoa; Chordata; Crocodylia; Alligatoridae. The transcript has 9 exons. The record is from RefSeq and is a predicted model, not a curated record.
CCGCCGCCCUGCGCCGAGCCUCGCGGCUCCCCGGACGUGCUGGCGUUUGACGACGACGAGGAGGACCUGGAGGUCUUCAGCAAGGGUGCAUCAUUGGCUGAGGCAAAUCCAUUCAGUCCUUUGAUACCAACAUCCCCCUUAUCUAUGAUAAACCAUUACAAGUUUGAAGAUGAGCCAGGAUUAAGAGACCUCUUCAUUACAGUUGAUGAUCCUGAAAGCCAUGUUACUGCCAUUGAGACUUUCAUUACUUAUAGAGUUGCUACAAAGACAUCUCGUAGUGAAUUUGACUCAAGUGAAUAUGAAGUUCGAAGACGAUACCAAGAUUUCCUUUGGUUGAAGAGUAGACUUGAAGAAGCGCAUCCAACAUUGAUUAUUCCUCCAUUGCCUGAAAAAUUUAUAAUGAAAGGAAUGGUGGAGAGAUUUAGUGAAGAGUUCAUUGAGACUCGAAGAAGAGCACUGCAGAAAUUUUUAAGCAGAAUUGCUGAUCAUCCAACUUUAACUUUUAAUGAAGAUUUCAAAAUUUUUCUUACUGCACAAGCUUGGGAACUCUCAUCUCACAAGAAGCAGGGUCCUGGUUUGUUUAGCAGAAUGGGACAAACUGUAAGAGCUGUAGCCUCCUCAGUAAGAGGAGGAGUUAAAAAUCGUCCUGAAAUAUUUAUGGAAAUGAAUGACUACAUGGAAAUAUUUACUCAGAAAAUAAAUUUGCUGGACAAAAUAUCCCACAGAAUUUACAAGGAAGAAAGGGAUUAUUUUCAUGAAAUGAAAGAAUAUGGCCCAAUCCACACGCUCUGGUCUGCAUCAGAAGAAGAUCUAGUGGACUCCUUAAAAGGUGUUGCCAACUGCAUUGACAAGUGCUGCAAAGCUACUGAGAAACGGAUGACAGGACUUUCAGAAAACUUGUUGCCUGUUAUACACGAAUAUGUUCUCUACAGUGACAUAUUAAUGGGUGUUUUAAAAAGACGAGACCAAAUUCAAACAGAGCUUGAGUCCAAAGUUGAUGCUUUAUCUACUAAAAAGGCAGAAAAGGAUCUGCUUAGAGAAGAGAUUGGAAAACUUGAAGAUAAAGUAGAAUGUGCCAAUAAUGCUUUGAAAGCUGACUGGGAUAGAUGGAAACAAAACAUGCAAUACGAUAUGAAAUCAGCAUUUACUAAUGUGGCUGAGAGUAAUCUCCAGUAUUAUGAACAGUGCCUUGCUUCAUGGGAGUCCUUCUUGACAUCUCAAACAGUGGAUCUUCACCUGGAAGAAGAUUCUGAAGAUAGGCCUUGAAUAUAUCUUUGCUUGACCUUCCCUUUUAGUGCAGUUUCUGCCGACCAAAGAAGUGCUCCUUAUAUGAGAUCAGAUACAUUAUUAAAUAUAACUAUUAAGAUUUAGUGACAUCUGGAAAACCAGCCUUUUGAAAACUCAGGUAUUCUAGAGUCCUGAUCUACCUUUUGGAUCAUGCUAUAUAUUACUAUAUAUUGCUCAGUUAUUAUUUUACACAUUUCUUAUGCAAGUGUUUGCAUAUAAUUGUUUUCUUAAAUAUUCUGUAAUUUGAAUAUGAAAUAUUUUAAAUAUGUAAUAAUAGCUGCAUUUUAAUAAAAAAGUUUAAUA